AUGCCAGAACGGUCGUCUAGAGGUGGACGACGAAAUUCUUUGAUUGGAGGGUUGAUGGCACGAAAAUAUGAAAAUAAGGCGAGGCCAGAGGUUAAUGCCGGACCAAACAGGUUCAGUAAUCGAGAACUAAUUCACGGAGUUGCCAGUUCGUUUUUGGAAGCGGCUUAUCAAAGGCUGCAGUCAAGUAAGGCUACUGAUAAGAUCACGAUUGAGGAUGACUACGAGAGCUACGCUCAAACAAGUGUUUCCGAAAACUCAGAAAGCUUUUGGAAGGAUGAGAAUUUCAGACAAGAAUACGAGUUUCCUAAUGGUCCUGAUGAAACGGGAAAUGAUCCGCUGGGUUUGAAGGUUAAGAACGGCGCAAAGGAUGAAAAGUUAAAAAACUCAACUCAGGAACAUUUUGUGGACAUUUUGCUGGACAAAAUGAUCUCCACGAUCUUGCCGGACAGUUUUCCUGAGCGUGAACAAUUCACGCAAAGAGUUAAAGAUCCUUUGCACAAAAAACGACAAACACUUUCUGCUACUAUUCUCGCUAAUAAUCUGAAGGUUCUGACUACAAAGCUUGGGGCCGUUUUUGAACUUCAAGACUCUGUCAUCCGUCUUAUUACGUGGCGAAAUCCGUCUGGAACGGUUACGAUGCUCAUACUCGUAAGCAUGAUAUGCUUCAAUCCAAUAUUUCUGGCAAUCAUACCGCUCUUAUACGUCCUGUAUGGGAUUAUGCUGCCAGGCUACAUGCAUCGCCAUCCACCACACAGAACAGCUUUUCUCUCCAGACGCACAUAUGGAAAAUCACUUUUAGUCUCUCUUGCAAGUGGCGGAAGGAAAGUCAGCUGGCAUCCCAGUGAUGAUGUUCAGGAAUACGAAUACAAUGUGGACGCAAAUCCAGAGGAGUAUCAGAGAGCGCAUCAUAUAAAACAGAGUAUGGAAUUUAUCGUCAAUCUGCGAGAUCUGCAAAAUAGCAUGUCCACAAUGGUUGCAUUGUCAAAAAGCAUGGAGAAGUUCGUGUUUGGAACUGCUGGUUUCAAAGACGAACACCGAUCAACAGCCCUAUUUCUAGCCGGACUGGGUACAUUGCUAAUCUUGUGGCUGAUUUCGCCACUCAUAAACUGGAGUAUCGCAUCCACAUUAAGUAUUUGGACACUAAUGAUAGCGAUUCACCCAAAAGUCAGAUCCAAACUUGCUCGAAUAAUAAAAGAGGAUCAAGUCAACAGGGGCAAAAAGGCACUAGAAAAAACAGAGCGCUACGAUAUCAUUUUAGAUGAAGCUCCGGACGUGAGAUUUAUCGAAAUCUUCGAAAUUCAUAAGCGCGGCGCAAUUCCCGAAGAUUGGUCGUUCCUCAAAUUCUCCAGUACUGUAUUUGAUGCUCAAGACAGUUUCAGGAAAGCUCAAACGCCUCCUCCCGGAGUAGACUUUUUGGAGGAGAUCAAACCGCCGAUUACGUGGGCUUUCGACAACAAUUCAAAUUGGGAAAUUGACUACAACGUUGAAGGAUGGUCCUGCGAUCGCGGAUUGGCGCUUGAAGUUGACAUUGAGGACGAAUAUUUGGUGGAUAGCUCAUUCAAGCGGCGCAGAUUGACUCGCAAAGUCUUGAGGUAUGCUAAUCCUGCACGGAAACCGUCAUAUAAAUGA
Messenger RNA from Lachancea lanzarotensis, 1629 nucleotides. RefSeq names its product LALA0S07e03048g1_1 (gene PEX28). The record is from RefSeq and is a predicted model, not a curated record. Gene Ontology annotation, biological process: peroxisome organization. The transcript has a single exon. The coding region runs from base 1 to 1629 and encodes 542 amino acids. Lineage: Eukaryota; Fungi; Ascomycota; Saccharomycetes; Saccharomycetales; Saccharomycetaceae. Gene Ontology annotation, cellular component: peroxisomal membrane.